AUGCAAGGCACAGACGUCGCCCCAACAGCUGAUCAAAUCGAACUCUACGUUCCACGAAAAUGCGCUGCAAGUAACAAAAUUAUCGCAGCUAAAGAUCACGCUGCUGUUCAAUUGGACAUUGCUGAAGUCGAUGAACACACAGGUGUUGCUACAGGAAAAAAUCGUACCUAUGCACUUUGCGGCUCAAUUCGUAUGAUGGGCGAAUCCGAUGAUUCAAUUGUACGAUUGGCUACACGAGACGGAUUUAUUGGCAAAAGUUAUUAUCUUAAAGACACCAAAUGA
This is a messenger RNA of Adineta ricciae, 282 nucleotides long. NCBI's taxonomy places the organism in Eukaryota, Metazoa, Rotifera, Eurotatoria, Adinetida, Adinetidae. The record is from the annotation of a GenBank genome assembly.